GCAAUUUCCCUUCCGCUCUGUAACUCUUGAACCCCUUGAAGGAUUUCAAAGAAACCUGACACAAGUGUUCACCUCAUCGAAAUGACAUGCAGAGUGCAUGUUUAGGAUGGCUCACUUCAAGGUCAAGGUCACACUUAGGGGUCAAAGGUCAUAUGACUUUGUUUUGUGUGUAUAUUGCUCUGCAUUUGAGUUGCAUUGCAGAGCUCUUGUUUUUAUUUGGCAGAUCCUUCUUUUGUUCACUUACAAUAUUUUUUUUUAAUUACUUCCCUUUUAUGUUACUGUAAAUAGCUUAUUUAGUAACUUUUUUAUUAUUGGCAGUAGGGAAAAACUGAGACCAAUUUUCUGUGGUACAACAUGGAUGAUGUAACCUCCAAUUUUUAGGUGUAUUUUGACAUAUCUGUACCUUGUAAGGAUUUUUUUUUCUUUUUGGUUAAAUUUCUUCCCUUUGUUGGAUUUUUUGACCUUCUUGUCCUUAAGUGCAAUGAUAACAGGUGAGCGAUAUAGGGCCAUUAUGGCCCUCUUGUUAAUCUUUUGUACUUACAACACUUUUCAUUGUCUCAAUGUUAAAAAUUGUAAUGCACUGGCUGUUAUUAAAGAAUAUUCGAGUGUCAGCACCAGUCUAAUGUUUAUUUAUAAAUUUCCAAAUGAUGAAGAUUACAGUGUUUUUACAAUCAUAUAGUGAUAUACAUGUACCUAUUAAUACUGUAAAGAGUAUUGAUCUAUAAUGUUCAAUCUGGAGUGUUUUCCAAUAUGACCUGGUAUAUUAUCCUUACUCUAUUUAUGACAUUGUAAUGUAAUGUAUACUGAUAUAAUUAAUUUAUUGAUCACAUCUUCAGUGAUAUUUCAUGUAAUAAAAGUGAUUAAUGGUAAUAUUUUGGUCAGGGAUGAGACUUUGAUGAUGAACUGAGUGAAACAGACGCCAUGGAGGUGUCCAAACAGAAAAAAGAUGAGGCAACAGUUGUAAGUGGCCAGUUUAAAGCUGCGCAUGCAAUAGGAAGCCUCAAACACCGGAGAAACAAAACUCGGAAAAGAAAGCUUACAAAGUUUGAACGGAGAUACUCGUCGCUUGGACCAUUGUUACGUCCAGAACAAAAACGUAUUGACUAUGUACUCGUUCAUAAGGUUAAAACUGUGGAAGAUUAUGAUGAUGAGGAAAAGAAAAUGUCCCAGAAGAGAAAGGAAGAUUUAAGGGAGCGAUUUGAGAAAGCCUUGCGGGUCGAGGGUUUCUCUAUAAAAGAAGAGACAAUCGAUGGCUAUGUAUAUAAAAAGCUACACUGUCCAUUCAAACGAAUGUGUAAAGAGGCAGAAAAAGUGAAGCUAGAGAUGCCAUUAAAAGGGGGUGACAAACCUUCCCAUUUGUGUGAGACUAAUCCCACAGAGCGAACUACUUUCAUCACAGAAUUCAUAGAGAAAUAUUUUGAAACUGAUAAUGAAGUUGAUUACAUAAGUGCUCCUUUCAAGAUGAACAAGAUUGACAUGUUUGAAGGAUACGACAAUCCAACCUACUUUUUCCGUCCAGCAAUCCGAUCACUCCUAACUCACCAUAUUUUGAAUAACAUUGAUGUGAGGGACAGAUCAAAACAGGGGGAGAAAAUUGCAGAGAAGUUAGAAAUAGAUGGUCAUGGGAACACAAAUUUGGUGUAUGCCCAGCUACAGAUUGUUGAAGACUGUGUCACAGACUUUUGUGCAUGUUGCCCCUGCUAUCCCAGAGAUUCAGAAAAUCCAGAUAAUAUUGUUCUUUCCAAGAUGGGUUUACCCUAUAUGCUGUUAAAAGAGGUCUAUAUAGAUGCAUAUAUUCUGCAUGAAGAUUCUGAGCUCAGUAAAUUGAUGGAAGAUCCAUCAGAUGAUGAGAAGAAAAGAAAAGCAGACACCAAAGAGGAACCAGAAAAACGAGAUCUCAAAGUGGAUCCCAGGAAAGAUCUUGAUGGUCCAUGGACUACCUUCUGGAAAUUUCAGCCUGUUUGGAAGAUUAGAAAUUACUUUGGGGAAAAGAUUGCUCUGUACUUUGCCUGGGCAGGACUACUGAUUUCAAGCUUGUGGAUUCCGACAUUUUUUGGACUGGCGUGUUUUAUUUAUGGUCUUACUGUAAGUAUUGAAAGAGGAGAAGAAAAUGUAGAAAUGCCAGCAAAUCUCACUGCUCAAGAAGAGAUUAAAUGGCGUUUGGGUCAGUUAUAUAACACUGUGAGCGGAUCAUUUGACAAUGAUGUUACUCCAUUUUUUGCUAUGUUGAUCUGCUUGUGGGGGACAUUCUUUCUGGAAUUGUGGAAGAGAUACAAUGCCAGACUGUCUUAUGAGUGGGAUGUGGACCAGUUUGAACAAAAUGAACCAGACAGGCCAGAAUUUUUUGGAACUAAAUUAAAAAUAGAUCCUGUGACACAGCAACAUGACUGGUUCUAUUCUUGGAAGAGACAGAUGCUCAAAUUUUGUAUUUCUGCUUCAGCAUUAAUCUUUAUGAUAUGUUUGGUAUUUAUUAGUGUGGCAGCAGUGGUAGUGUAUCGUGUCAUUGUCAGUGUUGAUUACUGUGGUAAAAUCAGCACCGUCAGUUGUCUCAUCCUGACUAAUAUCCUCUCAGCUUUACUCAAUGCCGUCUCAAUACUCAUUCUAGGCAAGAUAUAUGAUUGGGUAGCAUGGAAAUUAACAGAGUGGGAGAAUCAUCGAACCCAGACUCAGUAUAACGAUGCUCUCAUCAUAAAGCUGUUUGCUUUCUCAUUUGCCAACACAUACGCCUCAUGUUUCUACAUAGCAUUCUUCAGAGGGAGGUUUGGAGGUAUAUUUGGACUAUCAGAUGAGUAUAAUGACGAGUGUGAAGGGGAUAGUUGUAUGUCACAACUGUCAUUUCAAGUCUGUGUUCUCAUGCUUGCCAAACCAUUACCCAAGUUUCUCAAGGACAUUGUUUUACCGUUUAUCAGGAAAUUAUGGCGUACCCGGCCUGACUGCUGCCGAUGUUGUGAUAAAGGUUGUUGUUGUUGUAACAAUAAGGUCGAGGAUGAAGAGAAAGGCUCAAAGAUGCCCGACACCGACACACUGAGUAUGAAAAGGUCAAAGGCUUUCUUAAAGAAGGAAAGAUAUAAACCGCCUCUCGGAGAUUUCACACUUGGGGAAUAUACUGAGAAAGUUAUCAUUUAUGGUUUCCUUAUGCUGUUUGCUGCAUCAUUUCCUCUGGCACCUUUGAUAGCCUUGAUCAUAUUGUUUCUGGAUAAACAUAUCGAUGCUAAGAGACUGUUGUGGUUGAACAGAAGACCUGUAGCCUUCAUUGCUCAAGAUUUAGGCAUGUGGUUUGGGAUUCUACAAUUUGUGAACCUGAUUGGUGUGGUCUCAAAUGGAUUUCUUAUUGCCUUUACCUCAGCAUGGGGCCUUAAAUACAGUAUACAGACCAGACUGUGGAUUUGUAUAGGAUUUGAACAUAUUGUGUUUACCCUCAAGUUUAUACUUGCCUACCUUAUUCCUGAUGUGCCUAAAGAUGUUAGACUGGCAAUACGAAGGGAAAAAUACCAAGUUGCAAAGAAGUUUGAGGAGAAAAAUAAACCUCUGGAUUAUACGGAACUGGUACCAGCAGCUACCUAUGAUGAAAGAAAAUUUGAUACCAGGGUAAAAGAUAACUCUGCCAACUACGGAAACUUUCCGGAAUUACCCCUAAGUUCUGAUGAAGACAAAAAUGGCGGAUCAGAACCACCUGCACCAUGGACCAGCAGCAAGAAUGAUCUUUCUACAGUGGAAGAGGAAGCUGAGCCUAAUCCGAUGUCACCAAAAAGUAGUACUAAGCACAAGGAAUGGUACGAGGUUGAUACGGACACUGAACUCCAAUCACCAAGCUUGACUCAGAGCCACGGGGUUGCCAGUUUACGAGCGAUUAACCCGGAGGGCAGUAUGUUAAAUCAGACAGCAUCGCAGGAUAAGCUGAGUCCUAUUGUGGAAAAAAGCAGUAAGGACGCUACCAAGUCACCCGGGAAAGAAAGCCAGUACAGCCCGAAUUACCUACCCAGCUCACCCCCUCCUCCGACACCCAAGUAUCACGUGGAUUCUGAUAAUUUGGUGUCGGAUGAUACUGACAGUAAUGCAGUAAAAAUUGGUCUUGACACUCCCACAAAUCCCUACUCUGUUGUCAGUGUGGCUGAUUUAGAGCAUCACAAGAUGAAUGAUCACACUGCAGGGAACCAGGAGACAAGCUGUUGAUGCGAAAACAGAGUAGACAUAGAAACUAAAGUUCUGCAGCACAUAGAUCAGGGAACCAGGGGAGAAACUAACGAUCUGAGUAGAUAAUAGAAACUAAACACAUACAAUGAAUAGGUUGACACAAAUAGCAUUGUAUAUCUGAACUUUGAUUGUUUGAGCAAAAAAUGAUUUGUUAAACAUAUUAAUCUUUCUAAAAUGGACUGGUCCAUCAUUCAGUUUGGGCAGAACCACUUAUUAUUCAAAGGAGAGCUCACUGAAAAUUUUCUGACUGAAUAGCAAACUGCAGACCAUGAUCAGCCUGCACGGAUGUGCAGAAUGAUCUUGGUCUGCACUGGCUGCAAAGGCAAAAUCACAUGCCACCAGCAAGCUGAGGGUUAAAUGAUGUGCACUGUUAAACAGAAUGGAUUUCUCAAAGUUUUGGUUUGAAGCAUCCAAACAGGAGAGUUGGAAUUGAAUAAUAUUAUGAUAACAGUUAAAUUCGUGAAAUAUUUAGAAUCUUACUUCUGAAACAGAAUAUGUUGUAUGUACAUUUUGUGUAUCUAUGGUAUAAUAUGUAGACAUACAUCUUAUCAGGAAAUUCAUGUCAUAGUCACAAAUUUAGAUAAAAAUGUUAUGUAAAAUGUCUUUUAUAAAUCUAGUAGACCUAAAUGUGCUGUGAAUGUCAAUUUUUCCCCAAUGUUGGUUCAUAUAGUGUCUGUAGAAUGUCACCGUCAUAUCACUUAGGUAAAAAUUAAUGUUUUCACUUUUUAGCUUGACUAUACGGAGUAAAGGUAGAUAUGUGGCACUCACCGAGUUUUUGCCGUCUGCGUUUAAUUCGGUUAAGUUUUGAAUGUAAGCUGGUGUCUCAGUACCCGCUAAAGGGAAUGAAUUGAAACCUCGCACACUUAUUCACUGUGCUGAUCCGGCAGGCUUUGCAGGGGUUUCAUAACUUUAUUUUGCACUCUUGUAAAGUUAUGCCCUUUGUUUUGACUAAGCAAUAUUUUUAGUGUUAUCUGUUAUUUCAUUAAGCAUUAUGAGAGAUAAAAGUUCUGUGACUCAGAAUUGUUGCCACAUUCAUAUGUGUUUACCAGUAUAUAUUUUCUUUCUUUGAACUUUUUUAAUAACAAGGCUUUUCAAUAGUCGACUGUUGCUGUCCUCCGAUAGCACUUAUUUAUCAGAAAGUAAAUUUCAGUUUCAAUAUAAAAACAAAACAUUCCUGCCUGUUGCAUAAAACCAUAGCCUACCCUUUUUUAUAAGGAACUUUUAUUUGUUUUUUUUUUAUAUUAUAUUAUUUCUGUUUGUCAAACAGCUGUAUUUUUUAUUUGGUCUCUGAACAUAUCAGUAUCAACAGGGAUUUUUUUCAAGGAAUUUCACAAAUAUUUUCACAUUGUUCUGUGAUAAAUAAUGUUUAUAUUUAUUAACUGUGUAUUACAUUGCAUGUAGAUAUAUUUACAAACGACUGUGAUAUUAGUGUGUUGAUUAUUUGUGUCAUGCACAUGUACAUUUAAGUUAUUUAUUUUAUUGUAUUUUUAUGACAGCUUUUCCAUGGUAUAAAAUAUGGUGGUCAGUAAGUUUAGAUAAUGCAUCACCAUUUAGAUAUUGCGUCAUCUUUGGGUUCAUAUGAGAGAUCUUAACCAUUAGCCUGCUAAAUUUCUAAAAUGGACUGGUCCAUCAUUCAGUUUGGGCAGUACCAUUUAUUAUUCAAAGGGGUGUUCACAGAAAAUUUACUGACUGAAUAGUGAACAGUGCAGACUGUCGCAAAGGCAAAACCAAUUGCCAUCAUCAGGUUAAAGGUUAACUUCACUGACAUUUUAUGUUGGUUUUCAUCAUAAUUAUGACAUGUUAUGUAAUAGUUAUUUUUCUGUUUGUGACAUACUGGGGUUGUGAAAUACACCAGUUUAAUGGGUAUUUUUUAAGUGGCACAGUUUUUAAUUUAGAUAUACAUUGAGCACUUAAAUAUCAAUAUUGUGGUAUGAAAAGGUAUUCACUUCAUUUAUUUUUAUUUAGAAGCAUGUACUUUAGACAUUUAAAAACAGCAGGAAAAAAGCUUUCGUGUACAUGUACUUACUUGAGUGUAUAAAGAUUGUACUUAAUAUAGCGCAUUGAAAAAACUUUCUUGUACUUACUUAAGUUGUGCUAUCACAUCUAAAAUGCCAGUCUUUGAUAUACCAUUGCUGCAGAAAAGUUGUAAAAGUUUUAGCUUUUAAAUCAUGUAUACACAACUCUUAUAUUUCAAUAGACUUUUGUCCCAUGUAGUUCUUUAUCCCAGCAGGUAUAAAAGUUUUGAUUUUAUACCUCAUACUUUUAUUUCAAUUUGAAUGAGAUGUGAAACCAAACUUUUAAGUCCUGUUUGGCUUCAUAUAACCUGUACAAUGCUAAUGCCCUAUAAAACCCAAAUCAAAUGCCAUAAAUCAAAUUAAUAGGCUUACACAUUGCUUGUAAAUCUAAACAAUCAUCAUUAUAUACCUUUCAUGCUGAAUGUGUACUUCAUAAAUCAGAAGACACAAAAUGCUUCAACCCAUAGGGUGCAAUGUACAAACUGAUUUAAUUUAUCAUAGAGUAGAUUAUUACAUACUUGUUCCUAUUCCCCGUUAAGUUACACUGGUACCGGAAACGUCAAUAUUUUUCCAUACACUGACGCCUGAAUUUCAUAUCAGGUGCGUGACGUAAUUCAGUGCCUGUUGUUGCACUAUUUUUUUCUAUUUAGUUCAGUCAAUCCUAUUCAGGCUAUGGAACAAUUUUAUGAUAUUUACAUUAUGUCUGUACGUGUAAAUGCGUAUGUAAUAAAAAGGUUAUUAUCUUUGCAUCGGGAAAUGCACUCGUCCUUCAGCGGAAGAAUAUUGCGCUCCUAAAGUCGCGUAAUAUUUCCGCUGAAGAACUCGUGCAUAUUUCCUGAUACAAAGAUAAUAACCUAUAAUUAUAUUCAUAGAAUAUAUCCCCUACUUGUUAUUUUGUAAAAUAUUUAAGUAAAUAUGUCCCUUGAUAUCUAAAAGGCAGACCAUAUUUUUAUUAUUACAAAUAUUUUACAAAUUACCACAGAGAGAACAGCAUCAGAGUAUAAUAUUGAAAUACAAAGUAGUUCAUGACAAUGAAACAUGAGAAAUGUGUACUUUAACAAAUAUAUAUGGAGCAUCACAUGAUAACAGAAUGUUGACAGAGUUGAUUUGCAUUUUAAUAUAGCAUAUCUGCAGUUCAAUGUGCACUUUAUUGGGAUUGGCAAUGCUAAUAUAUCUUUUUAAAGGUGUAGAUAAUAGUCAGAAAUAUUAUUUGAGAGCAUAUCAUGUGACAUAAUAAAUUUGUUCACAUUAACUUAAUUGAACCUUCGUCAUAUUCUCACACAAAAUGUGUAAAACUUUGGUGUUAUUCGUCAGAAAUACAAGUAUGAGGACAAUUCAACAGGGUUCGCACAGGCUUGAAAAGUACUUGAAAAUGAAGGGCAGUCUUGAAAAGUCCUUGAAAACAAUUUGUCUUGAAAAGUGCUUGAAAAUUGCCCAAAAACCUUAAAAAGUACUUGAAUUUCUUAUUUUCUCGUAUGCUAGACAAUUCAAAUCUCCCUGAAAAUCAAAAGUAAAUCUUUUAGAAUAAAAUCGACAAGUUUCGAGCAAUAGGCAGAGCUACGAAAACGCCGUAAUAAAAAAGGUCGAAUGUGUUCGGGACGAAAGCGAAGUUUGGGUACAAAUGUUUCGUACUUUCUGUUAGUGUUGUCUCCCCUGACUAAAAUGGCGUCAAUUCGUCACGGCUAGAAUUUACAAAUCUGUGUAAGUAUUAUUUAUAAAUAAGUCCUUGAAAACUAUAAGACUAGUGCUUGAAAAGUCCUUGAAUUUGACUCGGCCUUGUCUGUAUGAACCCUGAUUCAAUGAAUUCUGUCAUUAAUGGUCUUCCAUAGAAACUAUUGUAUAUUACAGCACCGGGUUUCUCAACAUACCUGUGAAAUAUCGAUUUAAUCCAGUUACAAUUAACCAAAUUAUUCCUUGUUGAAUGAUACACACAUACACACUGGCUAUAUUUCAUACUUUGAUGGAACAUGAAGAAAAAGUAGAAAUCAGGGCUAUUAAGUUGAAGUGUGAGUUUCUUUGCGAGGAUCUCCAAGAGAAAUAUUUUCUGAACUGUUUCUUUUACACAAUAUGAUAUAGUUCUGUAGUGACAUUAAAAAAAAUUUCAAAGAGGGUCAAAGUAGUCUUCGAGACAGCAACCCCGCAGGCAUGCCUGUUGUUAUAGCAACAAAGAAAAAAACUGCUGACAUUAGGAGUAUGGUAGAAGAAAAUGCUUGAUAUACUGUAUCCCAAAAAGCUCACUAUACAGGAAUUUCAGAAGGGGCGUAGCUUCCAUCAUAUUCUGACAGACCAUUUAAAAUUAAAGAACAUAAAUAUUUUGUUGACACCAACUUAUGUUUAUUAUUUUGAGCCCCAGCGACUCAUAAUGUAUAAGGGCUGAGUGAAAGUCAGGCAAUGCAGAAAAUUGCAAAAUGGACAGAAAGUGCCAAGAAGGUUUUAUAUGCCAUUUUCUGCAAUUCUAUUGGUCCAUUGUACAAAAUCCUUGAGAGGAGGGUAAAACAAUCACAGGCAAAUCCUAAAAAAUUAAUGUAUAUAUAGCUUUCAAAAAUUUGUAUCAAAAUAAACACCCCAAGUAAUUGAAGGUUUUAAAGGCAUACAGCUUCUUCAUGAUGGUGUAUUUGCCCACAAAAGCCUAACUAAACUGUCUUUCUUAGAAGAUGAAAAAGUUGUUCAGGUUGAGCCCCCACCUUAUUCUCCUAACCUUAGUCCCUGUGACUUUUUCUGUUUCCCUUGUUAAGAGUUAGGUCCAUGUUUCGGAGAAAAAAGUUUGAAGAUCACCAAAGCAUAGAAAGAAAGCAUACUUUUACAUGAAAAUUAAACAGCAUAUAAAACAUGUACAUUAUUCUACAAAACCAAGGUCAAUUUACUCAUAUAUAUAUUGAAUUCCGUAAAGGGACUGCAUGAAGGGGCCACACUUCUGUACAGUUCAGCGCCUUUAAAAAGCUGUUGCAUGUCUUCGUUUUGAUGCAUUUACAACAGUGUACCAGUCUUUAAUUUAACUAGGUAAAACAUCGUUUUUGACAGUUGUUUACAUUUAUUUCUUUACAAAUGGCAUUCUUUUUUAAAGGGGGACAACUCCUUUAGAAUAUUUCAAGUAUCCAAUUCUAUGGGACAGAACAGUAAAACAUGUAUGGGACAGAUGAGUUGUUUGUCAAGAUAAUGUUGGUUUACUAAUAAUUUUUGUUGUUUUGUGAUAUACUGCUAAACCUUAAAGAAAAUACUCUCAAGUAAACGCUUCUGGUUCAGCAAUUUUUCACUCAGUGUUAUUCCAAGGGGAGACUAAUUUGCAGCAAUUAGGUCAUGGAUUAACAAGACUGAAGGGAUGACUGGAAAUUUGUUUUUAUCUGGUUGAUAAUUAAGGCAUACCAAGACCAUUGACAGAAUUGAUCGAAUCACCCUUGUAGGACAGAAAUUUGCCAAUAAUUAACAUAUCUGAGAAAAUUAGUGUAGAUACCUUUUCACUUUUUGUGAAUACCUUAUAUUCCCUUUUAAAUGCCCCAGGAGGCAUUACAUUUUACAAAAAUAUGGCCCUAAAUGUAAGUUAUGUUAUACUGUUUUAAGUAAAUAUAAACUGUAAGUCCAACAUAUAUACUAAAGUGAAGGUUAACAAUAAUAGCACUACCAUAGUGCUGGUAUUCACUUAUGACCGAAAUUAACAUAAAGAAAAUGGAAAAUAAGAGAGGGUGCAUUUAUUACAGGGAAGAUAUUAAUUGGGCAUAAUAUGUAUACAAAUGUUAUUCUACCUGCUCUUUAAGUAUGUGUAUUAUAACAACUGACAUAAUGUGAGCACGAAAAUCAGUUGAAUCACUCUUUUUAAAAUAAUACUUCAAAUCAGAUGAAUUGCUCAAACUGCUUUAUUUCCGCAUGCCAGAUUUAUUCUUUUUAUGUACAGAAUGAAGGCAUUUUUGCCGGUAAUGUUUUGGUUUUUGUUUUCUAUGUUAUUUUGUAAAUCUGACUUAUUUUAAAUGUGAUUUGCUCAUAAACAAUUGUAUUGAUAGCAUUCCAUCCUGAAAUGCUUUACAUUCUACUAUGGAUUUUUUACAGGUUUUAUUAUUUAUUUCCACAAUCAUUUUUAUGUGAAACAUGUUCUUUGAAAUGAAAUCUCAAAUUUUACUUCUGUAACAAUCCAUUUCCUCAUUAAAUCUCAAACAUGCUUGCAAGUGCUACAUAAGAAUAUAAUCACUUUUUUCUGUCAUUUCUUUGGUCAUUUUGCACAUUACAUUCUGAUGAUAGUGCGUAGGCCAAAAACUGUUAGACAAAUCAUGAAGAUAUUGUUAAAGAUAUCCAGUGCCAUUCUUUCACUAAAAUAUUUUAUCUUUAGAUAUUUUCUUCAUAUGUGGAAAAUCCUCAUCAGAUGUAUCUAAAUUUACUAAACACAGUUGACACUCAGUAUCUCGAAUUCCAAGGGACCGAGCAUUUUACUUCGAGAUAGUCGAAAUUCAACUUAAAACUUACGUUUCUUGCACAUGUUUUUGGGACAUGACUUUAAAAUAUCUUUGAGAUAGCCUGAAAUCGGAGAUAAGCGAGUUUGUGUUAUCGAGUUUCAACUGUAUAUAAUUGUAAAUGCAGAGCUACAUUUCAUAUUUAAAUGUGUUGCAGUAACAGUUGAUUGAUAAAUUUUUUUUUUAAAGUUUGUUAGUGGUAGUGCACAUUUAUACUGCAUUUAGCUAUACAUUUAUCAGGUGUGUUCUGUUUACCAAAUGCAUGAUACUGUUGAUACACACUCACUUGUUAAUUUUGUGUUAACAUAAUUAUAAUAUGUAGUAAUUGUUUGUAUUUUCAGAUACGAAAUUUGGUUCUAAUAUACCUUUAACAAGUUGUAAUAUUCAAGAGAUUAACAUUUGACUCACCUGAAAGAAAACAGUUUAUGUGGGUCAGAUUUUUAAUCUGCUUCUCCAUGAUUUUCACACACGUCAAAAAGUGCACCAAAGUUCAGAAACCAAAAUUACUUGCCUUACAUAUACAUUUUAUAUUGAAUGAACGAUAUUCCAUACUGGAAUUAAGAGUCCGUUGAAAUCAUCAAUGAAAAAUAAAUUUUAAGGUAUUGGACCUGUAAUGGCAAUUAGCAUUUUCCGCUCGGUUACAUAUUCUCCAUAUGCAGUUUCAGAAUUCCCAGGUUGUUACGAAAAAGCAUAUUUUCUGUUAUGGCUGACAGAUGCUGAAGUAAGAUACGAUGAUACGCAAGUGCACAGAAAUUGCCGAUUGUCAUUACGGGUCUACUACCUUAAGUAAAUAUGGGCAUUUUUUGUACUGGUAUAUAUUUAGUGUUCAUGUUUCUGUUAUAUGAUAUAACUAUAUUUUCAUUUUCAGAAUUUGACAAUGGUUUCUCAUCAUUUUAAUAUAUUGACAAUCUUUCUACUGGUUGGAAAAUGUCUUAGAUGUGUACAGUUCACUUUCCUAAAGAAUGUACUUCUUUUCUACUUCAUUAAGAUAUCUGUAUAAGUAAUGUACAAGGCUUCCACUCUGACAAACCUAACAAAUUUCCAAUUUUUCAUGUCUGUACAACUUUCAAAUAAUCAGGGACCCUAAAAUAGAUACAGCUCAGUAACAAAUAUAUCAUUUCACGCAUCGUAUUUUGAAAAUACAUGAUUUCUUUAACAGAGAUGGAGGUUGAAAUGAAUUUUGUCUGGUGGGAGAAUGUUGUCUUAAAUUCCUUUUGAUAGAAUCUCUAUUAUGGCAUAAUUUUGAAGGUGGUUCAUCAGACUUUGGUUGUAUAAUUGACUUGUUCAAAAUGUUAACAUCUGAUCAUUUACAUCUAUUUCUACAAACUUAAUGUUUAAUACAUAUUAGAUUUUCGCUGUGGUAGACCUCUGAUAUGUUAGAAUGUAAACACUUGAAAAAGAUACACAUUGAUUCUGUUCAUUAACUUAAAGUCUUCAUGUUUUAGAUUUUAGUUGAUACUAUAUUUAUUAGUUACAUUUCAGGCAAAAAGUACAUUUACAUGCAUGUUUUGUAGAAUUGUUAGUAAUUUAGGUAAUAAAAGCUUUGUAAUACA
Molecule: messenger RNA, 12201 nt
Organism: Mercenaria mercenaria
Lineage: Eukaryota; Metazoa; Mollusca; Bivalvia; Venerida; Veneridae
Product: anoctamin-4-like
Exons: 27
Coding region: 922-4173 (1083 amino acids)
Biological process (GO): chloride transmembrane transport
Cellular component (GO): plasma membrane
Molecular function (GO): protein dimerization activity; chloride channel activity
Source: RefSeq, a predicted model, not a curated record